Molecule: messenger RNA, 2055 nt
Organism: Brassica oleracea var. oleracea
Lineage: Eukaryota; Viridiplantae; Streptophyta; Magnoliopsida; Brassicales; Brassicaceae
Product: putative L-type lectin-domain containing receptor kinase V.1
Exons: 2
Coding region: 57-2039 (660 amino acids)
Biological process (GO): protein phosphorylation
Cellular component (GO): plasma membrane
Molecular function (GO): protein kinase activity; carbohydrate binding; ATP binding
Source: RefSeq, a predicted model, not a curated record
UCUCUCUUCUUUCUUGGCAAGAACAUUUGGUUUGUGUCAUCAAUAAUCAACCAAUCAUGUUUCAGUUGAUUAUGAUGUUAUUGUUGUUCUUCCCUAAGAACGUAGUAUCAGACCCAACUGGUGGAGAGUUCAACUUCAAUGGCUUCCUAUACGCUGCAGGAUCAGCCCAUCUAAAAAGCAAUGGCCUCUUCAGGCUUACCAACACUACCGCACAAACAGCUGGUCAAGUCUUCUACAACUACCCGUUGAGGUUCAAGGACUCUCCAAACGGUACCGUCUUCUCCUUCUCCACCACUUUCAUCUUUGCCAUAGCUUCACAUUAUGGAGCUGAUAACGGCCAUGGACUAGCCUUUGUCCUUUGUCCCACGAGAGGCUUAUCAAACGUUGAUCCCACACAGUAUCUAGGACUCUUCAACUCAACCAACAUGGGAGAUCCAUCAAAUCACAUAGUAGCUGUUGAGCUUGACACAGUCCAAACCGCUGAGUUUAAUGACAUUGAUUCUAACCAUGUUGGUAUUGACAUAAACAGCGUGAUCUCAGAGGUAGCUUCUUCAGCAGGCUAUUUCAAUGAUGAUGGUACGUUUGUGAAUCUCUUCCUCUCCAGUGGAGACCCUAUGCAGGUUUGGAUUGAGUAUGAAAGCAAACAGAAGCAGCUUAAUGUCACACUUCAUCCUCUUGAUGUCUCAAAGCCAAAGACUCCGCUCCUUUCUCUAGAGAAAGAUCUUUCUCCUUAUUUACUUGAGUAUAUGUACGUUGGAUUCUCUUCAUCCACUGGUAUAAGAACUGCUUCUCAUUAUAUAUUGGGGUGGACGUUCAAGAUGAAUGGGACAGCUCCAGAUAUAGACACCGCUCACCUUCCAGAGGUUCCUCGUUUUGAUCAGCCAAGGGACCAGAGUGUAAAGGGGGUUAUGGCUAUAACUUUGAGCUUAUCAGGCAUCACUAUGCUCAUAGUCUUGAUUCUUGGCUUAUGGCUUUUCUUGAAGAGGAAGAAGCUAUUAGAAGUUAUUGAGGACUGGGAAGUACAGUUUGGUCCUCAUAGGUUUGCUUACAAAGAUCUACACACUGCCACAAAGGGUUUUAAGGACACUGAGCUUCUCGGUAAAGGCGGGUUUGGAAAAGUCUUCAAGGGCACAUUACCAGUUUCCAACAUAGAGAUUGCAGUGAAGAUGGUUUCUCAUGAUUCAAGACAAGGGAUGAGAGAGUUCAUUGCUGAGAUUGCAACCAUUGGCCGGCUAAGACACCCUAACUUAGUUAGGCUUCUUGGAUACUGUAGAAGGAAAGGUGAACUCUACUUGGUGUAUGAUUGUAUGCCCAAAGGAAGCCUUGAUAAGUUUUUAUACCACCAGCAGAAUGGGAAUCUUGAUUGGUCAAAGAGGUUCAAGAUCAUUAAAGAUGUAGCUUCUGGUCUAUGCUACUUGCACCAGCAAUGGAUGCAGGUGAUUAUCCACAGGGAUAUUAAGCCAGCCAACAUCCUUCUUGAUGGGAAUAUGAAUGCAAAACUUGGUGACUUUGGUCUAGCUAAGCUUUGUGAUCAUGGGAUUGAUCCGCAGACAUCUUAUGUGGCAGGGUAUAUCUCACCUGAGCUUUCAAGAACUGGAAAGGCAAGUACAAGCUCAGAUGUAUUCGCAUUUGGAGUGGUGAUGCUAGAGAUUGCCUGCGGACGAAAACCGGUGUUGCCACGAGCAUCGGAAAGCGAGAUGGUGCUGACUGAUUGGGUGCUGGAGUGUUGGGAGAAUGGAGAUAUACUGCAGGUUGUUGAUCAAAGGAUUGGGCAGGAGUACAUUGAGGAGCAAGUAAAACUUGUUCUCAAACUAGGCUUGCUCUGUUCGCAUCCAGUAGCAGCCAUCAGACCAAACAUGUCCAGCAUCAUUCAGUUCCUGGACAGUGUAGCUCAACUUCCUCAUAACUUGCUUGACAUUAUGUCAGCUCAAGAAAUCAAUAGAGGUGCUCAAAUCUCAUGUGAAGCAGGUAAUUCUCCUCAGUCCAGUUCCCUCGCUUCAUUGACCUUCACUGAAUCCUUUGUCUCUCAUGGACGGUAGAAGAUGAAAACACAGA